AUGUCUGCAUUUGGGGGGUUCGACUUUGGCGCCGCUGUGCGCGCGUAUUGCAAUGAUGUCAUGGAAGCCAACGCUCCCCAAGUCGGCUUGCUCAGGACUUUCGUAAGAGCCGUCUCAUCCUCGCAGGCUCCAAUGGAACGUGAAAUCAGUACGGCGUCGAGCACCGAAGAAGACUACCAGGAGAUCUACGAAGCAGCUAUACACGAUCGCCUUCGGGAUGGACUUGAGACACUUGCUGAACGGAAGAAACCCAAACGCCACCACAGAUACCUGCAUGUCAAGCAACAGGACCCCGAGCUGACGACAAUCGCAACGAGAAUAUCGAAUGAUAUGAGAAUCGCACCAAAAUCUCUCGCUGAUAUCGUCCCUCCAGAGACCCUGAAAAUGAGGAAUUCGAUUUUCGAUUCUUGGGCCUCGACCUUCGUUCAGAUGGUCAGAGAAGAUGGCAUCAAGCGAAGCAACAUUGGAGUUUGCUUCAAAUCACUCACUGUCUGCGGCACAGGGUCCAGUCUAGCUCUGCAACCAACUGCCGCAAGUCCAUGGCUUGAUCUUGCCCGACUUCUGAUGUUUGUGACCAGAUGCAAACCAGAGCCCAGGGUCAAUCAGAGCAUCUUUGACGUCUUUAACAAGGUGAUGGUUCUACAAACUCCGGAUUUCCUCACCUCCAUCACUAGUCCGUGGGAACGCCAACCUCGUCCUAAAUAUGCAGACACAAUUCCUAGGACUCCCAUCGAAUUCGAACAAUACUGGCUGAAGUCGGAGGAUUACCAUGCCUGCACGGCAGAGAUCACUCGGUGUCAAGAGAAUGCCAAAGAAAAUGGUCGCCUCGAAGCAUUGCGGGCCACACAUCACGCUGCACAGGCACAUCACACCCGAGCCAAGUCCCCCUUUCUCCUUUCUGUCUGGAUGCAGAUCCGUUUACGCAUGAAAAGAUCAUCUCAGUUGCUAUGGAACGACAGGAACUCCACCGUGACUCUUGCAAUGAGGCGGAUUAUCCUUGCUUUGAUCGUUGGUAGCAUCUAUUUUAACCCACCAGACACUACAGCGAGCUUGCAUUCCAGAGGUGUUGUGAUAUUUCUUGCCACCUUGCUGAACGCACUGAUGGCCAUUACUGAGAUCGCCGCACUGUUCGCCAAAAGUGGGAUUGUGCGGAAGCAGAACAGCUUCGCAUUCUACCACCCGUUCGCAGGUGGAUUUGGGGCUUUCAUUGUCAACAUUCCCGUCAAGUUCGUCAUCUCGAUCUUAUUCGAUGUUAUUUACUAUUUCUUAUCCAGACUGAGACCCGACACUUCAAGCUUCUUCACUUUCCCACUAUUCAACUUCGUUGGUAUCCUGGUCAUGUCAACCAUGUUCCGCAGCAUUGGCGCCUCCUCAAAGCAGCUUCCACAAGCAUAUGCCAUUUCGGGGAUUACAGUUCUCAUGAUGGUCAUUUACACUGGUUUCAUACUUCAAACUGCCUAUAUACACCCUUGA
Cladophialophora psammophila CBS 110553 is the source of this 1473-nucleotide messenger RNA. RefSeq lists its product as uncharacterized. The transcript is spliced from 4 exons. Lineage: Eukaryota; Fungi; Ascomycota; Eurotiomycetes; Chaetothyriales; Herpotrichiellaceae. Bases 1 to 1473 code for a protein of 490 amino acids. The record is from RefSeq and is a predicted model, not a curated record. Gene Ontology annotation, molecular function: ABC-type transporter activity. Gene Ontology annotation, cellular component: membrane.